AUGUGUUUUACUUCACCAAGCCAGUCCCGACAGUCGAGCACGGGCAAUCCUGAUGCUGAGGAAGGAACCUCUGUGUCUCAAGAGGAAAGAUCUGUUUUGUGUAGCAAUAAUUGGUUUCCACAGAGCUGUCCCAAUGACAGAGCUAUCUGCACACCUACCUCAGUUCCAGCAUGGGCAGCUGACAGAAAACUUCCCUGACAACCACCUGAGCAAUACUAAUGACAGUGAGAGGCGACGCCAUGAUAAUAGUGAGCGAAGGCGCAAUGAUAACCCUGAAUCAGAGACUAAUGGGCAGCCACAGAAUAGGACGCAGCAAGUGGUGGAACAGGACGAAGAAGAUGAGGAGUUGACAUUGAAAUAUGGGGCAAAGCAUGUGAUUAUGCUCUUUGCACCUGUCACACUUUGCAUGGUGGUAGUUGUUGCAACCAUCAAGUCUGUCAGCUUUUAUACACGCAAGGAUGGACAGCUUAUCUACACUCCGUUCACUGAAGACACAGACACUGUGGGACAGAGAGCCCUGAACUCUAUUCUCAAUGCUGCCAUCAUGAUCAGUGUCAUCAUUGUCAUGACCAUACUCCUGGUUGUGCUUUACAAAUACAGGUGCUAUAAGGUGAUCCAUGGCUGGCUUAUAAUUUCUUCUCUAUUGCUGCUUUUCUUUUUCUCAUUCAUCUACUUGGGUGAGGUUUUUAAAACCUAUAACGUUGCCAUGGACUACAUUACCCUCGCGCUCAUGAUCUGGAACUUCGGUGUAGUGGGAAUGAUCUGCAUUCACUGGAAAGGCCCGCUCCGGCUCCAGCAAGCAUAUCUCAUUAUGAUCAGUGCUCUCAUGGCCCUGGUAUUCAUUAAAUACCUUCCUGAAUGGACUGCGUGGCUUAUCCUAGCUGUGAUUUCAGUAUAUGAUCUGGUUGCUGUCCUAUGUCCUAAAGGUCCUCUUCGUAUGUUGGUUGAAACAGCUCAAGAGAGAAAUGAAACACUCUUCCCAGCACUUAUUUACUCCUCAACGAUGAUAUGGCUAGUGAACAUGGCUGAGGAAGACCCGGAAGCCCAACGGAAAGCUUCGAAAAGCUCCACUUAUGAUAAACAAGCCGCAGCGAACCAGAUUCAGAAUGAAGAUGCUGACAUGGAUGAUGGAGGUUUCAAUCCGGAAUGGGAGCAACAAAGGGAUAGCAGAAUAGGGCCCCUUGAAUCCACUCCUGAAUCCCGGGCUGCUGUUCAGGCUCUCCCUAGUAACUCCCAAGCCAGCGAGGACCCAGAAGAGAGGGGAGUAAAGCUCGGUUUAGGAGAUUUCAUUUUCUACAGUGUUCUGGUUGGCAAGGCCUCAGCAACAGCAAGUGGAGACUGGAACACAACUUUAGCCUGUUUUGUAGCUAUACUAAUUGGUCUGUGCCUUACUCUACUGCUUCUUGCCAUCUUUAAGAAGGCUUUACCAGCUCUUCCAAUCUCCAUAACCUUUGGGCUCGUUUUCUACUUUGCCACAGAUAACUUGGUGCAGCCCUUUAUGGACCAGCUAGCAUUCCAUCAGUUUUAUAUCUAGCACAGUUGAAGUUGAUAUUCUGUGGACAUUUAUAUUGACUCUAGAAAAUCUGGGAGGAAAAAGGGAUUUUUACUUGGUCCUCACAUGACACUGAAGUUCAAUGCUCAAGAUUUCUGGCAUGAAUCAUUGCAACUUCCUCCCAUGUUUUCCUGAGCCACUGCACUGGGUACCAUAUGAUUCUUCUGUGUAAAAAAGGGUUUUUUCUCAAUGGAUGGACUAACUUGGAUGCCAUUAUGUCAUAAGCAAUCUCUAAAUGAUAAACAUGUAAUAAGGACCACCUGUGUAAAAGCUGCUAAUGCUUCUACCAGCAACGUGAGCCCUGGGUAUAGGUUGAUAUUUUCCUAACGCUGAAGGCACUCAGACUGCCAUGAGGUUAAACAAAGGAAGUUAGCAAAGUUCUGUUUGAUUUGACAUGUAAACCAUUUGAAGAGAGUCAAUCCAAUAUAAACCUUUAAAGCAGUGUUUUUCACCAGUUGAGUCCUGACCCACUUUGGUUCAUUAGGAAAAGGCCAGGCAUUGCAACAAUGGGACCGAAGGAGAAAGAAUUGUCUCUCCUAAAGAGAGUUCCACCCCUUAAUAGCCUCUGUGCCUAAGUGUGCUUGGUUUUGAUAAGUCUAAAAGCUUAUUUUCACACUGGAACAAGAGCCUGUACUCAAAUUUACUAACACUUUGCAUUCUCAAGCACAGAGCGUGCAUCCUGUACUACCGCUGCCAAUUUCUAAUGUAGCUACCAAGGCUUGGACUGAAUAGUUUGGAACAAGUCAAUCAUGAGGUCCUAACAUGGAUCUUUGUAAAAGGUUGGAGGACUAAUACUCUAAAAUUUUCUUUACUAAAAUUACAUGACAAUGUUUGGAUUUAUUUUUGUCGUCUUGCUAAUCUUUGCUAGAAUAACAUCAAUUCAAACCCUGCCUUUAGAUGGCAAUUUGCCACACAGGACUGCAUUGCUCUGAGUUCCCGUUCUCCCCCUGGAUCUUUGGGCAUAUGAAAUAGGCAGACAUUUGCAGCAGCAUCUCCAUCCAAAGCAUUCCAGGAUUUUAACCUUCUAUUGUCAGGUGUAGAGAAAUGGAGGGUUAUUUUUAGUAGCAUUCUGCUGUUUCCUUCAAACCUUUCUCUCCAAAAACAUAUAGUUGAAAGGAUCUGGAUUACAGCAAAUUAAAAUGAAGGGCAAUGUUUUUCCUAAGUAACAGUCAGUUGACUUCUCUGUUACAUGUUAAGCUUUAGUAUCAGCCGUUCAAGCUUAUUUCAGGCUAACACCUAACGCUGAGUGAUUUUAUUUUAUGUAGUGUAUUGAUAAAUGAAUAUUCAUUAGUCAAGUGAGACAUCACUUAGUGUUGCUUGGGAAUAAAAAGUAUGGCCUUUUUCCCCAGUUAUAGUGAGGCGUGAUGGAAUACGAGAUUGGAGAAACCUGGAGAAGCUUAAGAAGGGAGAAGAGAGUCCCA
Terrapene triunguis (Three-toed box turtle) is the source of this 2973-nucleotide messenger RNA. RefSeq names its product presenilin 1 (gene PSEN1). Gene Ontology annotation, biological process: negative regulation of apoptotic process; intracellular signal transduction; amyloid precursor protein catabolic process. Bases 53 to 1534 code for a protein of 493 amino acids. The record is from RefSeq and is a predicted model, not a curated record. NCBI's taxonomy places the organism in Eukaryota, Metazoa, Chordata, Testudines, Emydidae. Gene Ontology annotation, molecular function: cadherin binding; aspartic endopeptidase activity, intramembrane cleaving; beta-catenin binding. Gene Ontology annotation, cellular component: neuronal cell body; endoplasmic reticulum; cell surface. The transcript has 11 exons.